GUAUUUUCGACAGACCUCGUUUUUGUCGUGUGAUCACAGCGCCACGAUCCAAAUCGCACAGCCAGUUGAGAAAAUUGACUCGCCCGUGUUCGUGUAGUUCUAUAUAUCCCCAAGUUCAUAAAGAAAAAUGGGCGUACCUGCAGGAAACGCUGAGAAUGGCAAGAAGAUCUUUGUCCAGAGAUGCGCACAGUGCCACACAGUAGAGGCUGGCGGCAAACACAAAGUAGGCCCCAACCUCCACGGCUUCUUUGGACGCAAGACCGGACAGGCCGCCGGAUUCUCAUACUCAGAUGCCAACAAAGCCAAGGGUAUCACCUGGAAUGAGGACACCCUGUUCGAAUACCUGGAGAACCCCAAGAAAUACAUCCCCGGAACCAAAAUGGUGUUCGCCGGUCUGAAGAAGCCCAACGAACGCGCGGACCUCAUCGCGUACCUCAAGAGCGCGACUAAGUAAUCAAAUAAAUUAUUAGGAAAAUUACAGAAUCAGAAGCAUUUUCCAUUAUGUUACUGGAAUCUGCUUCUGUGAAUAGCCCAAUCAGUAUCAUUUAACUAAUGUAUUUGCAAUGUUAUUGCACAAUAGUUACCUAUUUCAUGUCAUCAUACCUAGGGUAUACUUGUAAUUAUGUGAUCAGACAUUUAUUUAUUAAGGUGUUGUUCUGAGAUGAUCACCGCGCUAACAUGAGAUGUUAUUCACAAUUUUUAAGUACUUGUGAGUGUGAUUUAAAUGUUAAUAAAUUAUUAAUAGUUAUCACCAAA
Cydia fagiglandana is the source of this 756-nucleotide messenger RNA. Its product is annotated as cytochrome c. The record is from RefSeq and is a predicted model, not a curated record. Gene Ontology annotation, cellular component: mitochondrial intermembrane space. Gene Ontology annotation, molecular function: heme binding; electron transfer activity. Gene Ontology annotation, biological process: mitochondrial electron transport, ubiquinol to cytochrome c; mitochondrial electron transport, cytochrome c to oxygen. The transcript has 4 exons. The coding region runs from base 128 to 454 and encodes 108 amino acids. Lineage: Eukaryota; Metazoa; Arthropoda; Insecta; Lepidoptera; Tortricidae.